This is a messenger RNA of Meleagris gallopavo (turkey), 1826 nucleotides long. NCBI's taxonomy places the organism in Eukaryota, Metazoa, Chordata, Aves, Galliformes, Phasianidae. The record is from RefSeq and is a predicted model, not a curated record.
UAAUGUCUCUAUAAAGAUGGCCGCUCUCACUUUUCGCCUGUUCCCCUCCUCCCGGAGUUAGAUGCGGCAGUGCUCUCAGAAGUGUGCCGUGCCGCAGCGCAUUCUGGGUGCCUCUUCCUGCCGUGACGCUGCAGAUAGACGCUGCAGAUAGAGUCUAGUGCUGCCUGCGUGGUGCUCUCUGUUCCAUCAUCCGAUGAGAAUGGUGGGCGUGAAGCUGAUCGUCAACGACACCGACUUUCAGCCCGAGCUGAGUGCGGUCGGGUCUCGGUUGGCCGUGGUGAAAUUCACCAUGCGGGGAUGUGGCCCUUGUUUAAGGAUAGCCCCAGCUUUCAAUGCUCUGAGUAACAAAUAUCUUCAGGCAAUGUUUUUGGAAGUGGAUGUGCAUCAGUGCCAGGGAACAGCUGCUACCAAUAAUAUAUCAGCAACACCAACAUUUCUGUUUUUUCGCAACAAAGUACGAAUCGACCAAUAUCAAGGAGCAGAUGUUCUAGGGUUAGAAGAAAAAAUUAAGCAGCACCUGGAGAAUGAUCCUGGAAACAACGAAGAUACAGAUAUCCCCAAAGGAUAUAUGGAUUUAAUGCCAUUUAUCAAUAAAGCUGGCUGUGAAUGUCUUAAUGAAAGUGAUGAGCAUGGAUUUGAUAAUUGUUUACGUAAAGAUUCUACCUACUUGGAAUCAGAUUGUGAUGAGCAGCUGCUUAUUACUGUUGCUUUUAGUCAACCAGUCAAGCUUUAUUCUAUGAAACUUCAGGGGCCAGAUAAUGGGCAAGGUCCAAAGUACGUAAAAAUCUUUAUCAACCUUCCUCGAUCUAUGGAUUUUGAAGAAGCAGAAACAAGUGAACCAACUCAAGCCCUGGAGCUAACACCAGAUGAUAUUAAAGAAGAUGGCAUUGUCCAGCUUCGCUAUGUUAAAUUUCAGAACGUUAACUGUGUAACUUUGUUUGUCCAGUCCAAUCACGGUGAUGAAGAGGCAACAAGAAUUACAUACUUGACGUUUAUUGGAACUCCAGUCCAAGCAACAAAUAUGAAUGACUUCAAGCGAUAAAUGAGGAAUCCAACACCUUGUUAUGGUAUGACUUUAGGCCCGCAAACACUGAACAGUAAAGCAUUCUCAUUUCUUUUUUGAGAAUGUGAAAUGGGUUUAAAGGUAUUGAAACUUUCUGAAAGAAAGCUGUAAGUAGCUUUAAAAUUUAGUAUCUUCUAAAAAUAAACUGCUUUAAAGCUUACCCUGGUUUACAAAGACAGAGUGCUGUAACACCAUCGCCUCCAAACUGAGCAGCCCAAGCAACCACUGACAUUGAAAGACUGCAGAAUUUAUUACGCAAGCCACCUAUAACUUCAGAAGGCUAAAAAUGCUAACAGCUACCGCACGUCAUGUACUUGGAAUUUUUAAUGUUAAAACUCAAUCUUAACUUCUACAUUUAAAAUGUAAUAAUGAAUAAAAGAAAAGUUUAGCAAGGUUUUGCUGCCUUUUACUGAAUAGAGGAAGUCAUUGAAAAAGAGGCUCUAAUCUACUAAAAUUAACUGGAUAUCAAUUUUAGAUGUUUCCAAUGGCACACCUCUGUUUUACUCGAAACUAGAAAUAGGUUAAUUCAUUUAAAACCCGAUUAGAUGUUUUUGUUUGUUUGUUUUGUACAGCUCUUUUUGCAAGUACUUGAGAUAGCAGGACAGUACCCUGCAGUGAGUUGUGCCAUUGCUAUUUAACAUCCCAUGCUUAAUCUGCAUUACUUCUCUGCUAUUUUUGGGAAGAAAAUGACACUCUUAUGCUGAUAGUUUCAAUAUUUGAUCUGUCUCCGUUCCUAUUCUCUGUCCACUUUGUAAAUGUUUUA